This is a messenger RNA of Haliotis rubra (blacklip abalone), 5403 nucleotides long. Its product is annotated as secernin-3-like. The record is from RefSeq and is a predicted model, not a curated record. Gene Ontology annotation, molecular function: cysteine-type exopeptidase activity; dipeptidase activity. NCBI's taxonomy places the organism in Eukaryota, Metazoa, Mollusca, Gastropoda, Lepetellida, Haliotidae. Gene Ontology annotation, biological process: proteolysis. The transcript has 6 exons. The coding region runs from base 96 to 1376 and encodes 426 amino acids.
ACUCGAGAGUUAUCUCAUCUUCGCUAAAUCCUCUCGGGCUGACGAUUUUUUUCAUCUGCACAUUAUUCUGCACCUCUUGAUGCUCAUACAAGACCAUGUCUCACCACUGGCCAUCUUGUGACACGUUUGUUGCCCUUCCCCCAGCGACACAGAAUGGUUGUGUGGUGUUCGGCAAGAACUCGGACCGGCCCCAGUCGGAGGUGCAGGAGGUGGUGUUUUAUCCCGCCAAAGAAAACACAACUAACAAGCUUCAGUGUACUUACAUCGAGAUCGACGAGGUUCCCCAGACACAUGCCGUGAUCCUCAGUAAGCCAGCGUGGAUGUGGGGUGCAGAGAUAGGGGCCAAUCAGUACGGAGUGUGCAUCGGGAAUGAAGCAGUGUGGGAUAAACUCAACAGCCCGGAGGAUCUCACAGAGAGGCUGCUUGGGAUGGAUCUCGUCAGACUUGGUCUUGAGCGAGCAAUGUCAGCACGGGAGGCAGUGGACGUGUUGACGUCGCUGCUUGACAAGUAUGGCCAAGGGGGUCCAUGCAGCGAGCAGACAGGGAUGACGGACUGGGCGUACCACAACAGCUUCCUGAUAGCUGACAGGAAGGAGGCUUGGGUGCUGGAGACUGCAGGGACAUUGUGGGCAGCCGAGCAUGUCACAGAAGGGGUAAGGAAUAUCUCUAACGAGUUCAGUAUCGGUACAAAGAUCGACCUCUGUUCCCCUAACCUUCGUGAGGAGCUCAAGACACUUGGACUGUAUGAUGGGUCUGGCGAGCUGAACUUCACAGCAGCAGUGAGUGAAGGGGGCGCCACUGCAGCUCUCUGCAAGUCGCAUCGCUACACGAGGGGAAGGAAGCUCUUACAGACACUUUCAGAAAAGGGUACCUUUGGCGCCCCAGAGAUGAUGCAGAUCCUCCGUGACGAGGACAGUGGUUUCUGUAUGACUGGUGCGUUCACCUCGACAGGAAGUCAGGUGUCAGUUCUCUCCCCUUCCGAAUCCUCCAUGCUGCCUUGUCACUGGUUUACAGCAACGCCCAACCCUCUGCGUAGCGUAUACAAGCCCUUUGUGUUCACCCCCGACACUGUUGACAUUGGUACCCAGACAAAAUCUCCUGACUACGGCCAAGAUGAUCCAGCGCGAAGAAUCCCAAGGUUUCAAGGACAAGUUAAUCGACAGCAUGAGCUACACAAGGGCCACAAGCAGUUCUGUGAACAGUUGGAUACGGAGGAUGCAAAUGCUAAGGAAGUUCUGCAGAAUCUGAAAAGCCUAGAGACGAAAUGCCUGGAGGACAUGAAAGAAAUGCUUGAACGCUUUGAUGGCAAAAAUUUCACAGAACUUGCAAGUGUUUUCCCUACUGUUGUGACACAGGAACUGAGUUUGUACAAGUAAACUUAAUUCGUAAAUGAACUCUGGUCGUCAGAACCUAAGGGUGUUGAAAUCAUUAUAAAAAGCUAAGGAGACAAUCCUAUCAACAAAGGAACCAGGUUGCCAUUGGUCAUAGAUGCCAUAAAGUACGAGGCACUUGUCUCCCCUAGCUUGCAAGAUCUCCUGAUUGUUUUGAUAUCAAGUAAAUUCAAGGUUCAUCUAAGACCUUGGAAUGAUCGGUGUGGGUUCCACCAAAAUUGUCGGCAUCUACGGCCUGUUUCACUUUGAGAUUUCUCCCCACUGCGUGUAAGAAGCUGGUUAAGUAUUGUUCAAAACAUCCUUGUUCACCAUCAAAGCGUCAGACUGCAUUACAAGAAAGUGAUUGAAAAAAGGAAGAUGUUGAUUAUUAAAGGAUCUUUAUAUUUAAUCAACAGAGACUGAAAAGUGAUGACUUUUUGAAAGACAUCUAACUGAUGUGUAUUUUUAACAGGUAUGGUAACACAGUGAUACAUUUAGAAACCUGUUUCAACUUACCCUUAUUUUUCAGGGUUAGUGAAACUUACUGACAGCUCUUGGUGGUGCUGUAGCCAUAUGAUGGUGUAUCAUAACGAAAUCCUGGUUCAUUUCCUAACAUAGGUACAACGUUUCAAGCCAAUUUCUGGUGUCCCCACGUCCGUGUUGAGAGUAGUGUCAAACAAUGUUUGCUCAUGCAGCUAUAUUUCCCCAAAUAAUUUGGAUACAGUUUAAAAUUGCUGAAGCUGAAAUAAUGAUUUCAGCAUCCUGUUAUCCAAGUCAAUCAAAAGAAAGUAACAUAUGUUAUAUUUGGGAUCUAACCCACUCAGCCAACUGGUAGUUUUACCGUAUAUUACCAUAGAUAAGCUGAUCUCACAGAUAAGCCAACCCCCUAACUUGACCCUUAAAAUCAGUAUCAAAAUGGUAUGUUUCGUACAUAAGCUGACCCCCUGCGAUGGGGUCCUAAUCGCUGCCAUCCCAGACCAAAAGACAACAGGCAGUUACCAUCUUGGAUGUAAAACGUAAGUAUGUUUGGUGAGAAUGGUAUCUUAUAGAGAUUUUAGAGACCCCUUUUGUGGGAAACUGUGUUUGUUUUCUAUUUUAUAUCAUAACGAUCACUGUUGGUAUCAACGAAGAGAUGGUAAUUUUACUUGAAAUGUUAAAAAAGAAUGUUUCUAUUAGCUGCAGGGAAAUAAUGUGUCGGUAUAUUUCGAUGAGUGGGAUAGACGGCUGACUUUGUGUGCUGGCAAUUAGGUGCCUGACUGAGAUUAUGGGUUCAAUCGGACUCAACCCCUAGAUCUGACUGGACUCAACCCUAAAAGUACUAGAAACUGAAGCCAACUUUAACCACUUUACUGAGAAAGUGUAAUCCCAAAUAUAACAUGUGUUACAUUUGACCACUUUCUAAAUGAUAUUGUGUAUUUAAAAGGAACGUAGUUUUGGAUUAAUUAAACAGCUCAACAAUUGUACAUGAAAUCUUAGGCAAAGGGAGUUCUCUUUAUGUAAUGAAAAUUAAUAUUUUAUGAAAUCCUAAUAGUCAACAGUUUGAAUGGUUUUCAACCACGACACUGUUUAUAGCCAGAUAAGAAUAUAAUUUAAGAUGGCUCUUAAUAUCUUAUUGGUUGAGAUUUCUUUAAUAAAGAUAUAUUACAUUUUAUGACCAUUUUUGUCAACUGUACGAUGCAUUUACAAGUCUUUAAAUGUGGAUGUUGAAUAUUUUUCUAUAAUAACUACUAGUCAUAAUUUAUUGUAGGAAUGAAAAUGGUAAAGAGUACCAACUGUGUGAUGUAACAAUGCACAACUGAGAUUAUUUACAAGAAUUUUGCUAUUUACAACUUUAUAGACCAAUCUUGUGACUGACCAAAGCUGUAUGCAGCUGAACUGAGGCAGGCAAUGUACCGUAGAUCGGCAUGUAUAAGGCAUGUUUUUCGUACCUAGAAUUAGAGGGGUUUGAAGGAGGGGCGCCUUAUACAAGGGGUAUGUACUAGACAGUUCUACAGUCAGACUUGUGCCAUUCACACAAAUUAACAGAAUACCCACGUGAAUGCAUCUGAGUUCAUUAGUAACAUUAAGAAUGUUAACCCAUUAUGCAUCAAAAUGCUGAAGAACAUUGCAUCUUACUUAAAAUGUUUCAUAAUUCAAUUCUUGAUUUUUUAGAAUGAAAACAUUAAUUAUUCCUGCAGAUGUGUAACCUAUAUGGAAAAAUAUGACAUUUCCCCCCAAAAUGAUGCAUCAAGGACUGCAAUGAGGUGUGUUGUUAGCAAGGAAAGAGGCAACUAGGGCUGGGAUGAGUCAGUAUUUAUUUACCCACUAACAUCCUCUAAUUACCUGACCCUACCCAUAUACCAACAUUGGGUCUCCAGUGUUUCGUAUGAAAUGGUAAGGGAUUGAUGCACCAGGGCCUUAUUGAAACUGUUCAGAUACACUUAUAAUGAUUUGAUCAUUCAUUCACUCAAGUUGAUGGAUACUUUUGUCAAUACUCAAAUGUAUAAAAGUUUGAAGGAAUGCAUGCAUGCUCAAGAGGAAUGCAUGCAUACUUGAAUGCAUACCCAAGAGAAUGCAUGCAUACUCAAGGAAUACAUUCAAACUCAAAGAAAAAGUGUGGCUUGUCGAUUUUCAGUGUAACCAUGUACUUUUACAGUUAUUAUCACUGAAUGAUAACCUCUACAUUUAGACCUAUGGCUACCCAGGGCCUCCAGUCCCGACCCUGAGAUCCCACAUUAUCCGCCCCAGCCCUGGUGGCAGACCUUGUAUCUUGUAUCAUUCAGUCUCGAGCGUUUGACACAUUUCUAGACAUUAUUAUUGGCACACUUCCACAAAGUAACUUGACAAGAUGCACUGUUUUAUUCCUGGCAGAAGAACUGACUUGAUAGGUGUCUCCUUGUGUGAAUUUCUAAGUCAUUUGUGUUGUUUGUUAUGGUUUCUUUAUGUUGUAGAGGAAAGCUUAUUUGCUUCACCGUGUAAUCUGAUUGAAAUUCUGCAAGAUCCUCUACUUAUAUUAUGGCAUUUAUAUACUGUUGUUCUAGGUAUCUUUAAAAGAUGAAAUGUUGCUAGUCGUCCCCAUAUGAAUUCAUAUAUGUUGUGUGUUAUUUUCUCCGUGUUGUAGAAGAGGACUUGGUAACUUCUUUAGCACAGACUGAAAUCCAGCGACGUCUUGUACUUAUUAAAGAUGUCACCAUACAUUCAUUUACAGCAGUGUUGGUGUACAUGGUGAUACCUCCACUGGGUGUCCCAUGGUUUUGGUGCAGUAUGGCUCACCGUAGUGUAAAACUGUUUACUUUAAUGAUGCUAAGCCAAAUUAUAUAUGUGUUUCCCAUCUCAACAUUUUACUUUGCUGUUUUGAUUUUCACCAUAGCUACUGUCACAAUCGUGGUAACGUCCAUAUUUAAUGACAUUAAUUUAAAUGUGUGUUCUUCAUUAUACAAGUCAUGAUCUUCGUUAAGAAACAUUUUACAUUCAGGAAAUAACUCUUUUCAAGGAAAGAAAAACCUGAAGCCAACAGUAUUGAAUUGGUUUAAAUUGGUAACCCAGAUAUUGGCUAUUCUGCAUCUAAUGAUCUCAAUGUGACCUUUUUGUAGUGAUCUACACAUUUCACCACUUGCAACUAGUCAUUAGGAAAGUAUUAUUUUACACUUGGUAAUCAGUGAUUCCUUCUUACUUUUAUCUAAGGUAUUCCCUACUUAAAUAUACUUUUUCAGCUUCUCUCAGGAAUUUCUCUUUAGAAUAUUUCCAAAGUAUAUUAGAAAUGUGUGUACCAGUAUUUUAUGCAAGUAUCAUUUUGACUUUAUAUUACUUAAUAUGUUUUAUGUAUCGUAUAUGUUUCGUAGACAUUUGUUGUUUCUAGUCCAUCAUAAGCCCUCCUACAAUCAAGUCUUGUGUAUAGAAUGUGGAAGGACAACUUCCAUAGGUGCUGAUGUUGAUGCUGUGCAUCCCCGUAGCUGUAGCGGCAUGAGCUCCUUCCCAGCGCAACAUCAUCGUAGCUGGGUAUCAUCGCCUUGUCAAGUGUACAAGCAGCCGUUCAAGAAUCUGGAAAUUUUCA